Molecule: messenger RNA, 689 nt
Organism: Harpegnathos saltator (Jerdon's jumping ant)
Lineage: Eukaryota; Metazoa; Arthropoda; Insecta; Hymenoptera; Formicidae
Product: pheromone-binding protein Gp-9
Exons: 5
Coding region: 97-597 (166 amino acids)
Molecular function (GO): odorant binding
Source: RefSeq, a predicted model, not a curated record
GCGAUAUCGACAACAGUUUAACUGAAAGCGUGCGAACUAUUAGACGUUAAACAAAAUCUAUUAUCACGAAACAGAAAGUGAUUCUCAAGUUGAAACAUGAAAGGAAUGUUCCUGCUUUUCUUCACGUUCGUCGUUGCGACGAUAAUCUCGGCUGAUGAUUUUGUGGAAAAAUUGGCAGAAAUGUUAUCGCUGACUCAAGAAGAUGUACAGAAAUGCAUCGAAAAGACAGGCACAACACAAGAUGACAUAAUGCACUUUGACCAAAUUGUGACCGACAAUUUGCAAACUGUAGAUUUCGACGAGAAAGCUAAAAGACUUGGCUGUUUCUUCAGCUGUUUAGGCCAAAAAAUGGGAAUAAUGACUGAUGGACAUCUCAAUGUGGACAAGAUGAAACAAAUAAUACGCUCUAAAGUUAAAAAUCCUGAAAAACUUGCUGUAGGCUAUCGGAUAUUGGACAUAUGCAAUGAUCAGGUUAGAAGUAAGACUAAUGAAUGUGAAAUAAGUAUCAGAUUUUUAUUAUGUAUGGCGGAUGAAACAGAACGCUUACGCAAAAAUGACAUGCAACGUCGCUACGAGGACAAUAAUGAUAAUGAAUGAAAUAUUAAAAUAAGACGCUAUAUUAUUAUAUGUUCAGACUUUUUAAACGUAUGUGAUGAGAUACGAGUUAGGUAAUUCAACAGUUAGAAAUA